AUGGCUCCUCCUCCUCAUUUACCUCCGCGGCCAUCUUCAUCUUCAUCCAGCAAUGUACCGGCAUUCUCAGCACCUUCCGGCCCAAGGAUCCCACCCACCGGACCAAAAGCUCUGAGAGUCAAACAACCCCCGUCUGGACCUGCUGGAGGGUUGAAUCCGAGGCAUGAGAAGAUUUCAUUUGCGUUCCCUCAAUCUCAAUCUUCAGUGGUGUCGCAAAAUGGUGUGUCCAGCUCAGAUGCUAUCGCUGGACCUUCCCGUGCCAGACUCAAUAGUCUGGAAAACAAAACAUCCGCCUCAUCUUCUCCAAUCAAUGGGAUAUCUACUCCCCGUAUAAAUGGGAUAGGCGAAUCAAGUAGAUACACUCCUUCUCCCACCUCUGGUGUCAACUCACCUAAAACACCCUUCCGUUUCAAUGUCCCUUCUGGGUCUGCACCUAAUCGGAAACCGUCUUCCACACCCAGUUUGAGCCAAUUCCCUUCAUCAACCAGUAUAGCAAGCUCAUCUAGUAAUACUAUAUCUGAAUUACCUAAACGACCGCCGACAUCACCCAAGAAACGACAUAACAAGUCACUUUCAGGUGGACAACAUAAUUCAGAAGAGGAUAAUAGUUAUAGAGCCAACUUUUUACCUACGGAUGAACAUACACGGGCUAAAGUAUCGAUAUCAUUUGGAGGCGUCGGUGUAAGCAAUGGGAUGAUCAAGAGACCUAGACCACCUCAUAUGGAUUUUGAAAAAUCAAGUCCGGCUGGUACACCCCCUCCCCCUCCUCCUCCGCCGCCUCCAGAUGGUAGACCUCCUACACCACCGUUACCUCCUGGAUCGGGACCACCUUCCCCUCCGCCUUUACUAGAAGAAGAAGAAGAAGAAAAGGAGGAUUUUAGACCACCAACUCCUCCCCCAGAUGACGAUCAUUUGCCUCCUCCACCACCGUCACCUCCCACACAGGCACCUCCACCACCGCCCUCUGCACCUCGUUCAUUCUUUUCUUCCCCUUCUUCUCGUAUACACUCUUCUGCCUUUGUGCCACCACCUCCCCCACCUCCUUCAAUCAAUGAUCGACCACCUUCACCACCACCUAUAGAACCUUCUUCCCCUCCUCCACCUGCUCCGCCAUCACCUGGACCAAUGUCUACGAACGCACCUCCUUCCUUCCACUUCAGAGAUCUGUCUAUACGGCCUAAAUCGCCUUCUGGGGAAGCUGGAGCUGACAACGAUGAUGGAGAUGUGGGAGAUGUGAAUAUGGAACCUGAAGAAUCUGCUCAAAUCCCACCACCACCCCCGAGAACUCCCACACCCCCCUAUGUUCCGCCUCCAUACGUUCCUCCAGCCUGCGUUAAACCCAGACCUGGGAUCGGUAGUUUCCUCAAUGUCAAAGGAAAAGAACGGUACGAUGGGAUUGAGAAUGGUCAGGCUGUGGAAGUAUUCGAUCCUAGAGCGAAAAUAUCAAGAGAACAGCUUAACAAGGGUAGGGGCACUAGGAAAUGCCGUACUUCUUUCUACGAGGUGGAUUAUGAGUGGGAUGAUUGUUCCACAGGACCAAGACCACCACCACCACCUGCAGCGGUACUAAUCACUGGUCUUAGUCCUCUGACGACCACCGAACAGAUCAGUAAAUUCCUUCGACCACAUGGUAGGAUAAAGGACAUAGACGCUAAGAUGGAUACUAAAUCGGGUAUGCAGCUCGGUAUAUGUUGGGUCAAAUUCGACGGACCACCUCAUGGAAGAACGGGCACAGCUCAUGAUGUAGCUUGUCAGGUGGUUAGGAUCUGCGAUGGACAGAGGAUCAGCUUGAAUGCUGAUGAGAAGAUAAAAGUGGUCUUAGAUGGAAGAGGGCUUAGAACUCAACAAGCAGUAAAAGAUGAGAUGACUAGAAGGUAUCCUCCCAAACCCAAAGUAGUACCUAAACCUGCUAUACCUGUAUCUACACCUUCGCUCAUCCCCCCCACAGCAGCAGGGACGAGUACACCUUCUUCGGCAGGUGCACAAACUCCUCGCGCCGAUUCGUCUAUCUCCAGAAAUAUUCCUUCUAUCCCCAAACCUCUCACUGGAUCGCUCCCUUCCAGACCUUACAUCCGACCGCCACCUACUCAACCUGCCAACUUCCAAAUUAGCUUACCUUCCCGACCAGGUUCACUCCCUUCUCGACCACUACUACCACCUCACUCUACAAUGUUACCUUCUCGGCCCCUCGGACUACCCGCUCGACCAGAGACAGUCCAGCACCUCGCAUCGUCCUUUACCGCAGCUCCGUUCUCCCGUCAUACCACCUCAGCAGACCAAAACCGUUCCAAGAGAUAUGAUCAGUCAGACUCUUACACGCCAAGUACAAGACGAGCUCCUUCAAGAUCGAGAUCGAGGACCCCGUAUUCGGAUUAUUCUUCAGAUUUCACUUCGGACAGUGAAGAUGAUCAUGCUAGACCUGCGUAUAGAUCUCGCGACAGGUCGCCUUAUGGUCGAAGGAGAGUGAAUGGAAGGGUUGCACCUCAACCGACGAAAGAAGAUGAAAAGGCUAUGGAGAGGAUGAAAGAGGAUUUGCUGAAGAAUGGUAUGGCUCAUGUUUUUAUCGAUUCGAAGGCUCUUCCCCCUGAGCGAGAAUAUGAGAAUCGCCUGAAAGAUCAUUUCAAAGCUUUCAAACCUUCUCAGAUACUGUAUAAUCACAGUGGAUGGUAUAUACUCUUCUCAGAUAAUACCGCGGCUUAUCGUGCUCAACGAGUCCUCGAUACUACCGCCAUAGGAGGACAUCGUUUGACUCUAGUCGUCAAAGCUCCUCCUUCAGCCAACAAGAAAGCUGACGACGAGAGACCUGCAGUGAUAGCUGUCGGUGAGGCUAAUGUCGAGAAAGGUACCUGGAAAUACUUAACUAUCACCAAGAAGAAUCGACCUGCUCCGACUGCUACGCCGACUGGACCUAAAGCGGAUAGACUUAAAGAGGUUCAGAAGAUCAGGUCGAGGAUGAUCGAGUCGGAUGAGAGUAGUGAUGAAGAAGAGGACAUACCGUUGAUAAAACCUCGGAAGAGAGUACCGUCUUUCUCAUCCGCUUCUUCCCUCUCAGAUGAUGAGUUGCUUGCUUCUCGCAAACCUGCUAAACCGGCUGUUGAGAAGGAUGAGAUGGCCAUGGAUGUAGACGAGGAAUCUAUAUCACCUGCACCUCCUCUCCCUGCUGAUAAAGCUUCGAUCGGUGAGAUGCAAAAGGAGAAAACUGAAGAAGAAACACCCAUUGCGAAGGGGAAGAAACGACCUGCCAAAGCUAAAAUCGCGAAGAAGAGCAAAAAAGCAAGACUCGAUUCACCGGUCACCACCAUCGACGAAUCCAUCGUCGGGAUCCUUCCUCCACCUGAACCUGAAGUGGCGGAAAUUACGCUUGAUCAAGAACCUUCCGCUGGAGGGGAAGGGGAAGUCAAAGUAGCUAAGAAGACUGGUGGGAAGAAGAAAGGACCUAAAUCUGACUUUGAGAAAUUCAUUGGAUCUUCCAUUGUUGAUGAGGAAGAUGCCUAUUGGCUUGGUCGAGCUUUGGCAGCUGCCAAGGAGGGUUUAGAACCUACAUUCGCAGAUGAUGCCAAGGCAGAGGAAGAGGUAUUGCUAGAUACUGCUCAUCCAUUAUAUCAUACCUCUGGAUCAUGGCGCGCAGAGGGACACAAGAAGGUCGCACCCGCUUCGAAAUCAACUUAUCUACCACAGCGUAACAAAGCUACUACUGCCGCUGCUGAGGAUUCAUCGUCAUCCUUGGCUGGAGCUGGAAUCACGACGGGUAGAACAGCAAGAUUGGCAGGUAGAGAUCAGAAUAGACAAACUCAGUCAUCUUCCAUCAAUGUGACCGACUCGGAACUAUUCGCUUUUAACCAAUUGCGUAUACGUAAGAAACAACUUCGUUUCGCCCGGUCGGCGAUAGAGGGAUAUGGUCUGUAUGCGAUGGAGAUGAUCCAUCAAGGUGAGAUGGUCUGCGAAUACGUUGGGGAACUGUGUCGAGCGGCGAUUGCAGAUGUAAGGGAACAGAAGUAUUUGAAACAAGGGAUAGGAUCGAGUUAUUUGUUCAGGAUUGAUAAUGAUGUGGUUUGUGAUGCGACUUUUAGAGGGAGUGUUAGUCGACUUAUCAACCAUUCAUGUGAUCCUUCGGCUAAUGCCAAGAUCAUCAAAGUUAAUGGACAGUCCAAGAUUGUCAUUUACGCUGAAAGGACCUUGUAUCCAGGAGAAGAGAUCCUAUACGAUUAUAAAUUCCCCUUGGAAUCUGAUCCAGCGUUGAGAGUACCUUGCUUGUGUGGUGCCGCAACCUGUCGAGGAUGGUUGAAUUGA
Kwoniella botswanensis is the source of this 4290-nucleotide messenger RNA. RefSeq lists its product as uncharacterized. Gene Ontology annotation, molecular function: histone H3K4 methyltransferase activity; protein binding; RNA binding. Gene Ontology annotation, cellular component: Set1C/COMPASS complex. The transcript is spliced from 6 exons. Lineage: Eukaryota; Fungi; Basidiomycota; Tremellomycetes; Tremellales; Cryptococcaceae. The coding region runs from base 1 to 4290 and encodes 1429 amino acids. The record is from RefSeq and is a predicted model, not a curated record.